This is a messenger RNA of Linum trigynum, 366 nucleotides long. Lineage: Eukaryota; Viridiplantae; Streptophyta; Magnoliopsida; Malpighiales; Linaceae. The record is from the annotation of a GenBank genome assembly.
AUGAAAUCAAAAGGCUCACAGGGAAAACGAGCUCAAGCACCGAUACCCAGCAACAAUGUGCUUAGUGUUAGUGAGGCCGAGUGUGAUGAUGUUGGAAUGGAUUCCUUAAGUGGGGAAGAGAUGGAAGUCGAAAUGGAUGCAAGUACGAGCAAGGUGGUUGCUAGUGAUCAUACUGGUUCAGCUUCAACUCACAUUAAUUCACCAAUGCCAAAAGGGAGGAGGCUUACAUCAAAAGUUUGGGUCCAAUUCAGGAGGAAACAGAGCAAUGUGGAGGGAUGGCCUGAUCCGUCAUUUGCAUUCAAGGCUUCAAGGCUGUUUUUUCUGUUUUUUCCCCAUUUGCAUUCUUUCUGUGCAGGGAUGGUCUGA